CAAAAUGUCACCGAGUUUGACACAAAAAAUAUCAUAUUGGCUAGAUUGACGACUAUUAUUUGUUUGUUCCGCUGUUUGAAGUUCUUAGUUUUUCUAUUUAAAGUAUUUUUAUAGUUUUGAUUAAACAAUUGCAUUAGAAACUGCAAUAAUGCCUAUUAAUCCUAUAAUUCGACGUAUGAAGGGCUUGCCCAGUGAUCUCUUGGCGGCUGAAGGUCUGAUGUACCAGGACUGGCAUGCCAUCACUCCUUGUCAACGAGCUUGUACCAUGCGUCUGGGCAUCGCCAUCCAACGAGAACAGGAAUCAUAUAUGACUAAGCACCCAGAGAUUUUAGCGAUGCUCAAAAUAUUUAUAGCCAAAAUGACACAAAGAGGGAAAAGGAAGGAUUUUCAAAAGGACGCUGCAUUGAAUUUUACAAGACCCUUCGCGGAAUUAGAUCAAGAGCUAAGGACGUUUCUUGAGUCGCCCGAAGACGGACCUUACGUUAACAUGGAAGAUAGAGAGUUUUACGAAUUUGAUGAUGAAGAUUUACAAAGUGACUUGAAGAAAAUCGUCUCUAAAUAUUACCCGCCAACGCCUUGGGACGUCCGCACUCCUCCCAAGAGUCCGACACCCACACCAUCAUCCUCCUUCAUUUCGAUACAAACCUCAGAUUUUACUCUUCCAACUCCAGAGCCCGUGCCCACUCCCGAGCCGACCACUUCCCAAAUAUUUUACCGAAUGGUCUCUAAUGCUGUCGACAAAGCAGUUUAUUCACAAGUUAACGAUGAAGCUGUACUUUACGACGCAGCCUAUGUGGAACUGAUGAAAGCAGUAGAAGAAGCUAUGGAGAUACCAGUUAGGGAUAUACGCCUUGACAUUGCAGAUAUAUUCCGUGAAGCUUACCAUAUGUUUGAAAUUAACAUCAUUGAAAAAGAGAAAUUCGCUGCUGCAAUCGCUUGGGAAAAGCGAAUGAGGAAGAAAUUGAAGAAGUCACUCAGGAAACAAAAGAAUUUUAAAGGAUAUGAAACUCCAACAACUCCAAAAAGCCAAAUAUCAUCACACGAGAGCUAUAAGAGGCCUCCCCCGCGGCCUUGCGAGUGUCAAUCAUUGGCCAACUACAAUCGAUAUGGAAAGGACCGUUUCGGCAUCUACCUGCCGCGGAAAGAAGAAUUUAGCACUAAAAAUAUAACCACAACACCAGCUUGUUCCUAUGCGACGGUCGAUGGAAAUUUUUCUGGCAUAGAUAUCGACAUCAGAUCAGGAAGCAAGAAAAGUGUGCCUCACUCCAUUGCUUCAAAUAAAAGUAUUGCUAAGCGAGGAGCAAAAACUGUGACCCUGUCUGAAGAUGGAUCGAAAGUGACCGAUACGGAAGACGGCAAGAGCAGUUGUAAGCGAGAAACGGAGACUACCUAAACCAGCUUUUAGGACGCCUAAAAAUGCUUCAAAAUGCAUACAUUUAACUAAUACCCUUCGACCGUAACCAAGAAGGUGCUUAAAAAUUUGGCAUGCCUGAGGAUUCGACCUUACAUUAUUAUAGUAUAUUUUAUUAUUUUACAAAUUUUACGUGUCUGUAUCCCGAUGUAUUGUUUAAAGUCCAUAUUACAAUAAUGUAUCGGUUUCCUCCUUAUAUUUUCAAAAUAAACGGUUAACCAUCAUUAA
Molecule: messenger RNA, 1639 nt
Organism: Spodoptera frugiperda (fall armyworm)
Lineage: Eukaryota; Metazoa; Arthropoda; Insecta; Lepidoptera; Noctuidae
Exons: 7
Coding region: 149-1393 (414 amino acids)
Source: RefSeq, a predicted model, not a curated record